AUGAAAUUACUGUCAUCCGUAAUCAGGGCUCAGAAUGCACUAACAAAUUACUACCGACAGAGACUACUACCCCUUCAGGAGGAACUACGCCAGCAGGAGGCACUACUCCAGCUGGUGGAACUACGCCAGCAGGAGGAACUACACCAGCAGGAGGAACUACACCAGCAGGAGGAACUACGCCAGCAGGUGGAACUACACCAGCUGAUGGAACAACCCCAGCAGGAGGAACUACACCAGCUGAUGGAACAACCCCAGCAGGAGGAAACACAACAGAAGACCAAACUACCCCGGCAGGAGGAACUACACCAGCAGGAGGUACUACACCAGCUGGUGGAACAACUCCAGCAGGAGGAAACACAACAGAAGACGGAACUACCCCGCCAGGAGGAACCACUCCGGCGGGAGGAACUACACCAGCGGGUGGAACUACACCAGCAGAUGGAACUACACCAGCAGGUGGAACUACACCAGCGGGAGGAACUACACCAGCAGAUGGAACUACACCAGCAGGUGGAACUACACCAGCAGGUGGAACUACACCAGCGGGAGGAACUACACCAGAGGAACUACACCAGCAGGAGGAACUACACCAGCAGGUGGAACUACACCAGCGGGAGGAACUACACCAGCAGGAGGAACUACACCAGCUGA
This is a messenger RNA of Penaeus indicus, 651 nucleotides long. RefSeq names its product zinc finger protein 853-like. The transcript is spliced from 2 exons. Bases 1 to 651 code for a protein of 216 amino acids. Lineage: Eukaryota; Metazoa; Arthropoda; Malacostraca; Decapoda; Penaeidae. The record is from RefSeq and is a predicted model, not a curated record.